UCGACCCGUUCAGUGUACAUGUUGGCGGGCGCGCGGGGUGCAUGCAGGUGCGCUGCUGAAUCGUCCGCUCCAACGUGCGUUCCGGCCUCGACCUUGCAUUGUGACCUCGCAAAUGGCCCCACAGGCAGGUCGCGGCGCCACCAGCGUCUUGCUGCUCCUCUCCACCCUUUUCGUCGCAGGAUGGUCAUUGGAGAUAAGCGAGCUGCGGGGUCCACAGAUGAUCCAGAACGGAUCGGAGGCAUCGGUGGUGCUGGACUGCGAUUACAAACUGAGUGACAGUGAGAGUGCGGACGGACUUGUGGUCAAGUGGUUCUUCAACAACGAGCCGUCGCCCGUGUACCAGUGGAUUCCGUCCAAGAAGCCGCAGGACCUCGGAGUGCUCAAGGGAAAGCUCGACCUCACGUGGACGGUGUCCGACCAUGAGGCCAAGAAACACCGCGCCCUACACAUUAUCAGACCCACCACCGAACUGUCCGGCGAGUACACCUGCACGGUAUCCACCUUCAAUGAGGAGCGCUCCAUGAGAAAAUCUCUUGUUGUUUUUGUGCCCGAGAAGAGCAUAACGCUGACAGAGAGCAAAAGUGUUGACGAGAAGUCAGUGCUUAUCGAGUGCGAAGCGCGAGGAGUCUUCCCUGAGCCGACGCUUAAACUCUUUCAGGGCUCGGAAACCGACACGACUGAGAUCGAGGACGUCAACGUGAAGACCAUGCUAUCGGGCGAGGGCGUCUUUGACAUUUCGGCCAAGAAGCUGAUCGCUGACCGCGACCUGCAGAAUACGCCAACAAUCAUCGAGUGCGAGCUCGGAAUCAAAGACACUGAUUACAAGAGAAAGAAGAGAGUUAUAUACUAUCCAGAUGGAUACACCGGCCCACGCAUUACUUCUGCCGAAGUAAAAGAAGUGUCGGAAGAAAUUCCAGCCUGGAUAUUUAAACAGGGAAACACAGCCUCCAGGAGUGUGGUCCUUGACGUCUGGUGUCUUUUUGCGCUGGCGGCCACCAUUCUUCACCUGCACUAAGGACGGCCGUCUCCGUGGAGUGAAAGGACUCAUCGUGUACGUGUGAUCUGGUCAAUAAGAGAAGAAUGCUGCUGGUGUCAGUGCCAAUGAAUCGCCGCUGGACCGACUUUAAGAGAAGCUAAUUAGGCAAACGCCUCGCUCGGUGGAAUUUAUUAUUAUUCAAAUUGAAAAUUCAAUUACGACGAGCGCGGUUUCUAUCUAGAUCGCGCGCAGGGCACCACAUUUUGGGCGUGGUAAUUACUUUCGUACGUAUUUUUAAUUUUAUUUUCAAUUUCCUCUAGUCAUCCCUCACUCGCGCGGAGGCCUUGUUACACACUCAAGAGCGAUUAAUUUUCUUUCUUGGCCUAUUGCUGUAUAUAACUGAUAAAAUACGUCGUUUUUAUCACGAUCGGGCGGCCUCUUGCGUAACCAUCGUGAUCGAUAAGAAAAUUUUCUAUUGACCUGUCAAUACACGAGAAAGAAAUGCCUAAUUGUUUCGCAAGGCUGCACUGAUUCCGAUUAAUUCACGAACUGUACUUAAUUUCGAAUGAUGGAAGUCUCAAUCAAGGUCGUUUCGGUAAAUGUAUAAAAAAGAGAAUGUCAAUAUUUUAACCGUUCUGGAUAAGGAUUAAUUAAGGAAAGGGUUAUUUUGUUACGAGCCUAAUAUGUAUAAAUAAAAUGCUUGUAAUCUCACCUUUGUGAUUCGGUGUGUAUAAUAAUUAAUGUCGCAAAACGUAGAGAAGAAGAAAUGGAAAAUAUAUCUCUAGUUACCACACUGAACUUCAUUGAAAAUUGUUGUAUAUCAAUAAGAGAAUCGUUACAAUAAAAAGAAAUUUUACAGAAACA
Messenger RNA from Cloeon dipterum, 1840 nucleotides. RefSeq names its product selection and upkeep of intraepithelial T-cells protein 2-like. Lineage: Eukaryota; Metazoa; Arthropoda; Insecta; Ephemeroptera; Baetidae. The transcript has 8 exons. Bases 113 to 1015 code for a protein of 300 amino acids. The record is from RefSeq and is a predicted model, not a curated record.